Molecule: messenger RNA, 6321 nt
Organism: Fukomys damarensis (Damara mole-rat)
Lineage: Eukaryota; Metazoa; Chordata; Mammalia; Rodentia; Bathyergidae
Gene: Znf654
Product: zinc finger protein 654
Exons: 9
Coding region: 131-3493 (1120 amino acids)
Biological process (GO): regulation of transcription by RNA polymerase II
Cellular component (GO): nucleus
Molecular function (GO): DNA-binding transcription factor activity, RNA polymerase II-specific; DNA binding
Source: RefSeq, a predicted model, not a curated record
CCCGCCGAGUGGCCCCCUGCCCGGCUGGGGCGGAGGAAAGGGGGAGGGAACUAGAGGAGGAGGAGGUUAGCCGAGGCAGCUACGGCGGCGGCGGCGCAGGGGCUGGUACGCGCUGGGCUGCGAGAGCCUCAUGGCGGAGGAAGAGAGCGACCAAGAGGCCGAGCGCCUCGGAGAAGAGCUCGUGGCCAUUGUGGAGUCUCCACCCGGCCCUGUAGGUAUCGGAGCUUCGGGCGACAGCAGAGGUAGCGCUGACGACGGCAUCUGCGGCGGCGGCGACGGAGUCGGGAUCAGCAGUCGGGAUUACUGCCGGCGCUUCUGUCAGGUGGUUGAAGAUUACGCUGGAAGAUGGCAGGUCCCUUUGCCGCAGCUUCAGGUUCUUCAGACUGCACUUUGUUGCUUUACAUCAGCCAGUGCAUCAUUCCCAGAUGAAUGUGAGCACGUACAAUAUGUUUUGAGUAGUCUUGCUGUGAGUUUCUUUGAGUUGCUGCUGUUCUUUGGAAGAGAUGAGUUUUAUGAAGAGCCCUUAAAGGACAUUCUUGGAUCAUUCCAGGAAUGCCAGAAUCACCUCCGCAGAUAUGGAAAUGUGAAUCUGGAACUGGUGACUCGAAUCAUUAGAGAUGGUGGCCCAUGGGAAGAUCCAGUGUUGCAAGCUGUUCUUAAAGCCCAGCCAGCAUCUCAGGAGAUAGUGAACAAAUAUUUAAGUUCUGAAAAUCCACUGUUCUUUGAACUACGUGCCAGAUACCUAAUUGCUUGUGAACGCAUACCUGAAGCAAUGGCUCUUAUUAAAUCCUGUAUAAAUCACCCAGAAAUCAGUAAAGAUUUGUACUUCCAUCAAGCACUUUUCACAUGUCUGUUUAUGUCACCUGUAGAAGAUCAGUUAUUCCGGCAGCAUUUAUUGAAAACUGAUUGUAAGAGUGGAAUUGAUAUCAUCUGUAACACUGAAAAAGAAGGCAAGACUAUAUUAGCUUUGCAACUCUGUGAAUCCUUUCUUAUUUCACAGCUCCAGAAUGGGGAUAUGUACUGUAUUUGGGAGUUGAUUUUCAUAUGGAGUAAACUACAGCUUAAAUCUAAUCCUUCAAAACAAGUUUUUGUAGAUCAAUGCUACCAGCUUUUAAGAACAGCAACUAAUGUGAGAGUCAUAUUUCCUUUCAUGAAAAUCAUUAAAGACGAGGUUGAAGAAGGUUUGCAAAUUUGUGUUGAAAUAUGCGGUUGUGCUCUACAACUCGACCUUCAUGAUGAUCCUAAAACUAAAUGUCUAAUUUAUAAAACAAUCGCACAUUUUUUGCCAAAUGAUUUGGAAAUCCUCAGGAUUUGUGCACUCUCAAUAUUUUUUCUUGAGCGCUCCUUAGAAGCUUAUCGUACUGUUGAAGAGCUUUAUAAACGCCCAGAUGAAGAAUAUAAUGAAGGCACAAGUAGUGUUCAAAAUCGUGUUCGUUUUGAAUUACUUCCAAUUUUGAAAAAGGGAUUGUUUUUUGAUCCUGAAUUUUGGAACUUUGUAAUGAUUAAGAAAAACUGUGUGGCAUUACUGAGUGACAAAUCAGCAGUUAGAUUUCUACAUGAAAGUACACUGGAAAACUCUACAGAUAAUCUAAAAAAGACAGUGGAAGAGCAAGGUUUAGAUGAAGAGUUUGACUCUCUUACAGACCAGAGCACUGGAGAAAAUGAUCCUGAUGAAUUAUCUGUAAUGCAACCUAAAGGUCAUGUUAAUACAAAGAAAAACCUUGCAGUUCUUAAUAUGUCCAAAGUAGAUCACAAUGUCCCAAGGCAUCGUUGCAUGUUAUGUAAUAAGGAAUUUCUUGGUGGUCACAUUGUAAGACAUGCCCAAGCUCAUCAGAAGAAAGGCAGUUUUUCAUGUGUAAUAUGUGGUAGGAAAUUUAGAAACAGAGGACUUAUGCAGAAACAUUUAAAGAAUCAUGUUAAGAAGAUACAAAGACAGCAAAUUGCUGCAGCUCAACAGGAUGAUCAGGAAAUCACUGCUUUAGAAGAAAUAAAUUGUUCCAGUUCUUCCAUUUCAUUUGAAAAUGGGAAUUCUAAUAAUAACGAUUCCGAAGUAGAGACUCUGAUUCCUUCUAUUGAUGGAAAGAAAGAAAUCAUAUCUGAGCAACUUCCUGAAUUCACUGAAAUCCCCAUAGGUGUAUCAGAAGGUAUAAUUGAAAAUGACAGUCCCGAUACUUCUUUAAACAAUGUCUCAGAGCCUUUACCUCCAUGUGACUAUGAAGAAGAAGAUGAAGAAUGUGAUUUUGAAGAAGAGGAUUAUGACCUGAAUCAAGAAACAUCAGUACUUCAUAAAAUCAAUGGAACUGUGUGCCAUCCAAAAGACAUAUAUGCUACUGAUCAAGAAGGAAACUUUAAGUGCCCUGCCCUUGGCUGUGUCAGGAUAUUUAAAAAAAUUGGAUUUCUAAAUACACAUGCAAGGACCGUACACCCAACUGAUUUAAAUGUGCGACAAACAGUAAUGAAAUGGAGCAGAGGAAAAUGCAAAUUUUGCCAAAGGCAAUUUGAAGAUUCUCAGCAUUUUAUUGAUCACCUAAAUAGACACAGCUAUCCAAAUGUGUACUUCUGUUUGCAUUUUAAUUGCAAUGAGUCCUUUAAAUUGCCAUUCCAGCUUGCCCAGCACACAAAAAGUCACAGGAUAUUUCAAGCUCAGUGCAGUUUUCCAGAAUGCCAUGAGCUUUUUGAAGAUCUUCCUCUGCUAUAUGAACAUGAAGCCCAGCACUAUUUAAGUAAAACACCAGAAUCAUCUGCACGACCAAGUGAAGCAAUUCUUUUGGAUGUUUGUACAGAGUCAAAUCCUAAUCUGGAAAUAGACUCAUCUAGUAAUGAGAAACAAAUUGUUAGUUUGCCAGCUUCUAGCAAAUCAAGAAAAGACUGUACACAACCAAAGACAUGUAUAGAAAAGAUGUGUUUGGAAAAGAAAACAGAAAGUUUAGUUCAGAAUGGAAAUGAACGUUCUGAUGACACUGUUUCAAAUAUAAGCUUGAUAGACCAAAAGAUGCCUGACAUAGAGCCAAAUUCUGAAAAUAGCUGUAGUAUUAGUGAUUCAGUCAAUGGACACAGUGAAAUGGAACAAACAUCUUUAGUUUCAUCAGAUUCUGUUUUGAAAACUGAUACAAACAGGACAGAAAAUGGUUCUGUUUUGCCCAGUGUUGUACAAGAAAAUAAUACCCUGCCAGUAUCUCAGGCACCAUCCAGACCAAAUGUUACAAGUGAACAUACUUCAUAUGGCUUAAUUUUAACAAAGCCAUAUGUCAGACCAUUGCCUCCCAGUUACCUUGAUGAACGGUAUCUUAGUAUGCCAAAACGCAGAAAAUUUCUGACAGAUAGAGUAGAUGCCAAUUCUGAUCAAGAUAACGUUUAUAAAAAACCAGUCAAAAGAUUAAGAUGUGGCAAAUGCCUGACCACCUACUGUAAUGCAGAAGCACUUGAGGCUCACCUUGCACAAAAGAAAUGUCAGACACUCUUUGGAUUUGAUUCAGAUGAUGAAAGUGCCUGAUAAAAAUGUUUCAGAAAGAUCUGUCGAUCAAACAGUAGUGUGAAAAAAAGCACUACAAGAAAAAUGCAUCAUCAGUUUGCUAUUUCCCUGAUGGCCUUAAUUUUAGAGCGGUCUCGGAUUACUAAAGAUAAAGAAAAAGCACAUUUUCUAGAAUGAACUUGCAGAGAUGUGCUGGCUAAGACUCCAAAAGGGUUAUUAUACAACUCCCAAAGUACCAGUUAUCCAGAAAACCACAGUUUUUAGAAGUUUAUGAUGAUUAAUAGCAGCAUGUUCAGUUUUGUUUAUGUGAAAACAUGUUUGGACAACUAGUUAAAAAGGAAAAGCCGACAUGGCCUUACAAAAAGGAAAAAGUUAACCCAUUAUAAAAGGAGAUGAAAGGAAAGCUGGUUUACAAUAAUAAACAAUGUAAAGCAUUCUACAAAUGAAAUUUGUUUUGUUUUUCAUGCAUAAUCAGAUUGUGUCCUCCCUUCUCGUCAUACAUAUUAUAAGGAACCACUGCUGUUUGGUACAAUUUAGAAGGUGAUACAUAGAAAUAAAAAUUUAUCAUUUUAUCACGUUAUCUAUCAAAGAUCCUAACAUAUUUCAGAUGAUUAAGUCAGAGCUCAAUGAAUGAUUUGCUAAUAAGCUCUUGCUAAGCUCAUCCAUUUUCUAAUACAAAUACAAAUGUCUGUAAUACAAAUCAGUUAUAUUUAAAAGGCAACAAUGUCAAAAGGAAAAAGUACCAUCAGUAACUUUGGCAGCAUAUGGGAUGAAUCUGAGACCUGUACAGGCUGUACAGUUGAAAGAAAACACUGAAUUGCAAAUUCUUCAAUGUGAAAAAUGGUUAAAGUACACUGGGAUAUUUUUAUUUGUAUAUAGUAUUAGGACAUUGCUUGGUGAGUCAUAGUGAGGUCCUUUAGACAUUAGUGUGAGUUAUCUAAGUAUAGUCCUAUGAAAAUAACUGAUUGAAAAUUGUCAACAAAAAAUCAGGUUAAUAAUUGAUUUAUUUCAUUCAGUUAGAGUUAAUUCCAAAAUAAGCCAUACCACCCAUGCUUUUUAUUCAUUAGUGAUGAAUUUGGUCUGAAUAAACUUUUAUUUAGGGAAGUAUUUACACAAAAAUUUGCACAGCAGGAACAUGAUGAGAUAUAUUAAUGCAUUAUUUUCCUUAGUGACUAGUAAUUUUCCUAAGAAAGAUUUUAACUUAAUUAUUUAAACAAUAAAUAUUUUUAAAAAAUCUUGAAUGUGUUCCAUCCCCAUUAUUGAAAGAAUAAAGACCUCCUUUUACCUAAUAGUAUAUUAUGUUAAUCUAAAAGAUAGAAAACAAAAAUGCAAAGGCAAAUUCUUUGAAAACAGACCUUGUAAUAUACUGUCAACUAAAUAUUCCAUUUAUGCCAACUAAUAAAUUUUUGUUUAGAGACUGAGAAUCCUAUCAGACUCUACUAUUGUGAAUUGUAGACUAUUAGAGAUUCUUCAGUGAGGUUACUUUUCUUCAGGGUAGCAUCCAGAUUUUAUCAAAUUAUGACUUCCAGGUCAUGGUAUAUCAGAUAAUCAAAAAAAUCUUAAUUUUAUUAGAUUAUUUACCAUGGACAUUCAAAACUAUGCAAUGAUAGUCAAGAAUCCAUUCCAAUAAAAUAAUUUUUUGUUUCAUCAUAUAGCCUAUAUUAGGCUGCAAUUUACAUAUAGAUAACAUAAUUCAUAAUCAAGUUUUUAAAUAUUUUAAGGUCAAUUUAAAGAGAAUGUUUUCCAUAUUUCCUGAUACUAAUAAUGUAAUAAGUGAAUUUUAUUUUGGUUUAUUCUGAAAGGACACCAUAUAAUAAAAAACUAUUUGGAACCUGGUUCAUUUGGACAGUGAAGUUUUUUUUUUUUAAUAUAAUUUCUGCUUUGUAGAUGUUCCAGAAGUUUAAAACAACGUUUAACCACAUUUUACUUCUUUACAAGUUGUAACUAUUGGCAUAAAUCUGUUCCCACAAUUAAUUCUGAAGUUCAUGUUAAGAUGUUUUAAACAUUUAAAUUAUUAAGUCCUUAAACUUAAUUUGAGGUUUUAUUUCUACUUUUGUGUUGUUAGGAGAAAAUUUUCUGAAAGAUUAAACUGGUUUAUAUACAACUAAGUCAAGAAAUAUCAUAAAGUUCUCUUUGAUUACAUUGUUUUAACCUCUUUAUAUAUGUCACACAUGAAUACUGAAAGAAUGUGUGUAUCUUGCUGUGUCUUCUAAAACCUACAUCGUUCUGCUUUUAUGGGGUGCAUAAAUUUAAAACAGUUUUUAGCUGGGAUUCAAAAGAAAAGGAAGCUUCUUAUUCUCAGCUUUUCUACUAUUUUAAGGGUAUGUUUAUCUUAAAUAGAAAAAGUUUUAAAGUUUUGUUUUUAAAUAAAAAUUUCCUUCAAAAAAUUAAAUGGUAACCUUUUGCUCUGUCAGUAAGGUCAAGAAAAGAGCAAAUCUGAAUUUUUGCUGCUCAGACAUUAUAGUGGAUGUAGAAAAGGGGAUCUCUGGAUAAGGACACUGGUACUUUGGGCUUUAGCCAUAUUGUUAUUUUUUAAAAUUACCAAUUAUAUAAUGCAUACAUAAUUUAUAUCAUUGAACUUGAUUCUUUUCAAAUCACACUGAACGUUCAGACACACUUUCACGUUUGGUCUAAUGUAUGAAUGAAAAAUCUAAAAGGGAUGAUAGUGUUUAUUUUUUAAUUUAUUUGGUACUGUAAAACACCUUUUCAGAAUGGGUAAAUGCUGUGUAUGCAUUUUGAAAUUGUUAAUAUGUGAAAGAUAUUACAGAUUCAGCAAGAAAGGAAAAUUGUGCUUCCUUGUUGAUAUUAAAUUAUUUUACUUUGCAUUUUAUAAGAGUACAAAUUAAAAC